AUGCGGCCAAGCUCAGUGGUUGCAAUCAGUUUCUUGUGGUUAUCCAAUGUGGUGCUAGCGCAUGGAGGGUUUGUGGAGAACGUUUUAUUCACAGCGAAGCAUGGCAACAAGCCGCUGCGAUGCUCUCAGUCAUGUAGGUUGUACGCCAAAGAGCAAACAAAGAAAGCGAGCAUGCCCGUGAAAGUGAUAGCAAAUGUGGAGCGCUCAAUGAGCGUGAAGCGAUUCACAGGGGAGGUGCAAGCAGACAUCUCUUCUUGGAAGACUAACUACAGCUUUCCUCGCCUGGACAGAUACAGCAGCCCCGACGACCUCCUUGAAAACGUGAUGCCGAUCCUGAUGGACAAAAGCUACAGCAGCUCUCCUCUUGCGGGCAAGAACGCCGCGUACGUUCUCAACAAGAUCCGAGGAGCCAACGCAACCUCCGACAGCUUUUGGUCCAUGCGCGCAAGUCUCGUCCAGGUUGUCCGGCAGCAUGCGCGGGAGCUCCCGCUCAAGUCCCUCGCCCUCGCCCUCAACGCUGUGAAGGAGAACCUGACGCAGGCUGAUAUGGAUCUGUUCAAGACUGCAUGCGUAGCUGCAACAGACAACCUGCGGGAGCUAAUGGAUGAGGAGGCGAGCUCGCAGUCCAUCGCCAUGAUGCUCAACUCGCUGGCCAGGAGCUCUUGCUCGUCCGAGGCCUUCGCGUCAGCUUUCUUUCAACAGGUCGCGGAGGAGAUGAUGAGGGAGAAUAGGAUCGCAGUGCGCGACUCUCAGGCUCUUGCCACCAUCCUCAACUCGUUCGCCUCCAUGUCCAUCUGGCCGCGCGAUCUCUUUCGCUCGCUCGGGGAGGACGCGCGGUCGAUCCAGCCGCAGGGGCACUCGCUGCAGAGCAUCGCGAUGAUUCUCAACUCGUACUCACGCUUCCUGGAGAGGAACGAGGAACUUUCGGCAUGGGACGUGAAGAAAUGUGAUCUGCUCUUCUUCGACAGCAUGGCAGAAUCCACACUCCAGCUCCUCAAGAGACUGAGAGAGCCUCCUCGAGACGCAGUUCGCUCGAUUGCUCUGAUUGUGAAUGCAUUUUCAAAGGUAGGGGUGGUCAGGAAGGAUCUAUACCUUGCGGUGGUAGAGGUCUUGAAGCGAGGAAACUCAGCUCCAUCGCGCAAGAAAGCGCUCGGACAUGCUCUGGUGGUAAGGGGGGCGCUCGUGUACGACUCGCAGGCUGUUGCCAACAUUCUAAACGCCUUUGCGCGGGCCAACGUGAAGCAUCCCUGGCUGUUCGAGGAGUUUGCCGACAUUCUCACUCAAAUGCAGUACUCCUCCUUCACCAGCCAGCACAUCGCUACCAUCCUCAACGCGUACGCGCGCACGGGGGUGAAGAGCAGGGAAGUGCUGGAGCACAUGUCGGUGGUGCUGCGGUACUGGAAGAGGUUCGGCAAGCUCACUCCCUCCCGCUUCUCUCCCCAGUCCGCUGCUCUCAUCCUCAACGCCUACUCGCGUGAGGGGGUGGAAGACAUCGCUCUAUUCGCCUCCCUUGCUGUUGUGCUGCAGCAGCACUUCGAGUCGGAGAUGUCAAAUGCGGGAGGAGGAGCAGAAGGAGCCAUAUCGUCUCAGACCGUCUCCAACAUCGUCAACGCCUGCGCCAACGCCAACUUUGAGAGCGUCGACCUGAUCAGACUGUUGACGAAUGUGGUCAUGAGGUUUCAACCUCAAGACACAAGUCUACAGCACAUUAGCUGCAUUGCUAACGGCAUGGUCAGACUGGGAAACAAGGACAGUGCGCUCUUGUCGCAUCUCGGCAAACUUGCCAUGGUGCAGCCUUCUGAAGCAUCGGCCCUUCCCCUUGCACUGAUUGCAAACGCGUUUGCAAAGGUGAGGAUGCACGUGAAGGCAGAAUUAAAAGAUUCAACUCUCUUCAGGUGGAUCUCACAACAGGCGAUGCUUCUGCCUCCCCCUGCCUUCUCCUCUCAGACCAUUGCCAUGCUCGCCAACGCCUUCGCCAAGAAUGGCGAGAGAGAUCAUGCUCUCUUCCGCCGCAUGUGCUUCUUGUGCAUGGAGAUUCCGGAUCAAGAUUUCGAUGCUCAGAGCAUCGCCAACAUCGUCAACGCGUUUGCCAAGAACACGCAGGCGUGGACUAGAUACGCAGAUGCUGCUCCUGCAGCCUACACCUCGCUCAAAACUUUGUUCCGACGUCUGGCUCGCAUAGUCACGGGUCUCUCCGAGCAGCAGUUCUCCGCGCAGGGCGUCGCGCUCAUCGUCAACGCCUUCGCCAAGCUCGGCAUGCAGGACAGCUGCAUGUUUGCUCACCUCAGCCGCGUGGCGCAGCAGAUGGGCCAGAGGAACUUCGAGAUUCCUUGCAGCCCUCAGGACGUGGUCAACAUCGUCAACGCCUUUGCCAAGGCGCACGUGCAUGACGCCGAGCUGUUCGGCCACAUGUCGCUCCUCCUCCAGGCCAUGUCUGCCCAUCAGUUCGAAGCCUCCAAGAUCGGCAUCCUGCUCAACGCAUACGCGCAGCUCAGGAUACGCGACCUCCCCCUUCUCCGGAGGCUCUCCAAGGUCGCCAUGGACAUGUCGCCAUCCGCCUUCGAUGCGCACGCGAUCGCCAACAUCUUUCAUGCUCUCGCUGUACUCAACGUGGAAGACAGCGAGCUGCUGGGGCAUGUCGCAACGACUCUCCUCCGCUCCCGGCAGACCAUGAUGCAGGCCAAAGACUUCAACGCUCAGGCACUUUCGAACAUUGCCUGGUCAAUCGCAGUCCUCAAGAUCUCCGACCCGACGCUCAAUCGAUGGAUCUGCUCGUCCUGCUUGUCGCAGAUUUCUUCCAUGGACGGCAACGCGCUCAGUCAGCUGCAUCAGUACAUCCUCGCCAUCGAGGUCGAGGGUCUCGUACCCAAGAAGGAGCUCCCGGAGCUUGACAGUCUCCUGCAGCACCGCAAAAGAAUUGAGCAGGCCUGGCACGCAACCCAGCGCGCUCUCCUCUCCUCCUCCAAACUCGCGGGCAUGCAGGGGACGAUGACCCUGACAGACAAGGGAGCAGCGGCUACGUCGGACGUCCUCCUGCCCGAUGCCAUGUCCGGGCUGCAGAGGAACGUGGCGGACACGUUGAGGGUGGUGUGGAAGGAGCUUCAAGAGCAGAGAGUGGUGGAUCAAAGUUGGACCCUUGAGGAGGAGACGAUUGAGCGCGUUACAAGCUACUCCCUAGACAUCUCGAUCGCUGCUGCUUCCUUCGCCAUCGAGGUUGACGGGCCUUCACAUUUCGCCAGAGGAAGCAAAAUACCGCUAGGUCGGACAUUGAUGAAGAGGAGGCAACUGCAGGUCAGUAAUGAAGCAGAGGAAGAAGGCAAAGAGGGAGAUCGAGGGAGGACAGGGACAGGGACAGGGACAGGGGCAGGGACAGGGACAGGGACAGGGACAGGGACAGGGACAGGGACAGGGACAGGGACAGGGACAGGGACAGGGAGAGGUAGGGGGAGGAAAGUAGGCAAGGGGAGGGGGAAGAGGGCGAUCGGCUACAAGCUCUUCUCGAUGCCGUACUGGGAGUGGCACUCGGGGCUGUCAAACGAGCAGAAGAAGAGUAAGCUAAGAACCAUCAUUGACAAGCAUGUGCUGGGCGUUGAGGAUAAGUACAAGGACACGGACAAUGGCAAUGACAUGGAUAUUCAUGUCGACUCAACAAGAAGCUACUUAGGGCCGAGCAUGUGA
This is a messenger RNA of Guillardia theta CCMP2712, 3678 nucleotides long. RefSeq lists its product as hypothetical. The transcript is spliced from 15 exons. Gene Ontology annotation, biological process: regulation of mitochondrial mRNA stability; mitochondrial RNA processing. Bases 1 to 3678 code for a protein of 1225 amino acids. Gene Ontology annotation, molecular function: RNA binding. NCBI's taxonomy places the organism in Eukaryota, Cryptophyceae, Pyrenomonadales, Geminigeraceae. The record is from RefSeq and is a predicted model, not a curated record. Gene Ontology annotation, cellular component: ribonucleoprotein granule; mitochondrial matrix.